AUCCCACACAUAUAUAGAAUAGAACAGAUAGAUGACAUAUAUUUGAGUAUUGAAAGAGAAAAAGCGAAUUGAGAGAAAGAUGUGGCCAUUCAGUAGAAAAGGGGCUUCUGGCUUUUCAUCAUGCUCCACUGCUGAGGAAGUUACUUAUGGAAUCGAUGGUAGUGGCCUCACUGCUAUUGUUACAGGGGCAUCUGGUGGUAUUGGUGCUGAGACAACUCGUGUUCUUGCUAUGCGUGGUGUCCAUGUGAUUAUGGGGGUGAGAAACAUGAAUGCUGCAAAAGAUGUUAAAGAAGCAAUACUUAAGGAGAUUCCCACGGCUAAAGUUGAUAUCAUGGAAUUAGACCUUAGUUCAAUGGCAUCAGUUCGGAAAUUUGCAUCAGAGUUCAUUUCAUCUGGUCUUUCACUAAACAUUCUGAUAAACAAUGCAGGAAUUUUUGCAACCCCUUUCACGCUGACUGAGGACAACAUUGAACUACAAUUUGCCACAAAUUACAUGGGUCAUUUUCUGUUAACAAAUCUGUUGUUGGAUACUAUGAAGAAAACAACUCAUGAAAGUAAGAAACAAGGAAGAAUUAUUAAUAUUUCCUCCAUGCUUCAUCAAUGGACAUAUGGUGGAGGAAUCCUUUUUGAUAAAAUUAAUGAUCCAUCAAGUUAUCAUAAUUGGCUUGCAUAUGGACAAUCAAAGCUUGCUAACAUUUUACAUGCCAAUGAACUUGCAAAACGUUUCAAGGAAGAAGAGGUAGAUAUUACUGCUAAUUCUCUUCAUCCGGGAGCUAUUCUCACCAAUAUUUUUCGUCACAGUGCGCUGGCUGGUGUAAUUAAUACGUUCGGGAAAUUCGUGUUUAAAAAUGUCCAGCAGGGAGCAGCAACAACAUGCUAUGUAGCAUUGCACCCACAAGUGAGGGAAAUCAGUGGCAAGUAUUUUGUAGAUUGUAAUAUUGGCAGAGCAAACUCACAGGGAAGGGACAUUGAGUUGGCCAAGAAACUUUGGGAUUUUAGCAUCAAUUUGAUUAAGUAGAAUACCCAAUGAAUUAGGUUUGGACCUUUUGAAUAGUGAAUUCAGACAUGAUUCUAUGAAAUAAUUUCCCAUGUGCACCUGGAGUUAACACAUCCUAUGUGAUUUUGAUUUACAUAACUUGAUUGUAGUUUUGUUCUCUAGAGAAUUAUUUUCAUCAGUAUUUUUCUAAGCAGAUGAUGUCAUGCCAAUUGCUUAAUUUUAUAGUUAUAUAUGUUUCUAU
Messenger RNA from Cajanus cajan (pigeon pea), 1238 nucleotides. RefSeq names its product short-chain dehydrogenase TIC 32, chloroplastic. The record is from RefSeq and is a predicted model, not a curated record. NCBI's taxonomy places the organism in Eukaryota, Viridiplantae, Streptophyta, Magnoliopsida, Fabales, Fabaceae.